Messenger RNA from Botrytis porri, 3345 nucleotides. RefSeq lists its product as uncharacterized. Bases 704 to 3121 code for a protein of 805 amino acids. NCBI's taxonomy places the organism in Eukaryota, Fungi, Ascomycota, Leotiomycetes, Helotiales, Sclerotiniaceae. The transcript has 5 exons. The record is from RefSeq and is a predicted model, not a curated record.
CAUACCUUGCUUGGUACUCAGCUGCUUUCAUGAAUUCCCAUACACAUCGCAGUUAAUAACGCUGCAAUACUGUGAUCACUCGUAUACCUUGUCAUUUCAUCUCGCAAUGCUCGAUUUGCCCCCUCCCCACUCUCGAUAUAUACUAUAUUGGAAGAUUAUGGAGCUCGGCUCAAAUACCCAUUGGCUCAUUAUGCGCUCAAAACCUCCAUCACAACCAUAUUUGGAUGACUACUCCAAUCUAUUUCUAUCUAAUCGCCGUACCUGUAAUUCUUCAUUCUUACUGAGCCAGUGCCUAGAAAUGGACUUUUCGCGUAGACAAUUUGAUUCAAUAUGGAAGAGGUAAGAUCGAGACCCAUGAGCUACGCCGUAGCCUUGCAGAUAUCUCCAAGAUUAUCAUUUACAAUCCUAGUUAUCCCCCCUGGGUCUGGAUAGCUUCUGCUUAUCAAUGCCAGGAUAAGUUUCAACGCGAAUACUCUCCCACGUUUUGAACCGUGUCUUGUGAGAAGACGCUGGUCAUUGACAUGCGGAAUGGAAAUCGUGAGAAAAUAGAGUCUAUCUACCCCUGCUUGUCGUGGUAGGAUUUUGAUUUCCAUCGACGAAAACCUCCGGAAUAUUCCUUUCUUUCUUUUCUACGAGCCUUUCCAUUCUUAUCUUGUAUUUCCAAUUCAGCCAUUGUCGGCCCUCAUGUUUGUUGAACAGCGUCAUGAAAACACGGUUCCAUAAUGGGCUACUGUUCGCUUUGAUUGUUGUACUAAAAGUCACAGCGAGUCCAUUGAAUAGUGUACCUGAAAGUCAGUUGAAGUCAAAAAGAGCUGUUCCCUCUCCAUUGGUUAUACCGGCUAGUCAAUACUUUGAUGGUGAUGAUGGUCAAUGGUCUUCUUUGGCAUUGAGAGUUGGGAGCCCUGCACAAGAUGUUCGAGUAUUGGUAUCAACCAAUUCACCAGAGACUUUAGUAGUUUUGCCACUUGGUUGUACUUCUGCAGCUAUAUCACCGAUACCGAGUGGUUGUGCGAAUGCUCGAGGGGGCCUAUUCAACAACAGCUUAUCCAAUACUUGGGAGGACAUAGGAUUAUUUGGCAUCAACCAAAAUGGUGUAGGAUUUCAGGCAGAUUUGGGAUAUUCUCAAUCGGCAGACUUCGGCUUAGAUUCAAUUGGAUUGGGAUAUGUCUCAGGGACGAAUGGACCUACUCUGGAAAAUCAAACAAUUGGUUCUAUUGCUACAGCAUCGCCAUUCUAUACAGGAAUAUUCGGACUUGGUACUCAGCCAUUAAACUUUACGACCAUAGGAAAUUAUUCAUCCGAAUCCUAUUUCUCAUCUUUGUGGUCUCAAAAACUUAUCCCAAGUUUGACGUGGAGCUAUACAGCUGGAGCAAAAUAUCGACUCAAAGCAGGCCAAUACGCGCAAUUGAUUUUUGGAGGAUAUGAUACAUCUCGAUUUACACCAAAUUCUGCUUCCUUUACUCUUUCUUCGGACAUCAAUCGAGAUAUCGUUGUGGCAAUUCAAGCUAUAACAUAUAGUGGAACGACACAAUCUAGUCUGUUAGCGAAUCCGACUUACGCUUUUAUUGAAUCGACCGAUCCAAAUUUCUGGCUUCCUGAAGCAGUUUGUCAAGAAUUCGAAAAAGCUUUUGGCCUUUCAUUAGACAAUAGUACCGGUCUCUACCUGAUCAACUCUACUCAAUAUUCUUUGUUAACCUCUAUCAAUCCUCAAGUCACAUUUUCUCUAGCGAAUUCAUUGACAGGUGGUGACAUCGCUUCCAUCGUGCUACCUUUCAAUGCUUUUGCUCUAUCAGCUUCACAUCCUUUUGUUCCAAAUGAUACUUAUUAUUUUCCCCUCGGAAAAUCAGCGAAUGACAGUCAGAAUACUUUAGGGCGAGCUUUUCUUCAAGAAGCUUACCUCACAGUUGAUUAUGAACGUGGAAAUUUCACUGUCAGUCAGUGUUCUUUUGUUGAUGGCGUCACUGCUGAAAUCAAUACCAUCACAUCUCCCAAUUUAGCAAAUAAUUCCUCAUCUAUGUCAAAAUCUUCAUCUAUCGCUAAUUCUACUAAUCCGACUAAACAUUUGUCAAUUGGAAUUAUAUGUGGAAUUGCUGUGGCAUUGGUGGCUGUUCUCAUCAUUGGAGCUCUUGGUGGAUUUUAUCUUUUCCGUCGCCGCAACCGUCGUGAAGCUACAGCAGAGAUUGCACUACGUGGAAUAAAUGGAUCAUUCCCUAAGGCUGGUUCUCGCAUGACACCAUCGCCCAAUCCAUCAUCGAUCCCCCCAAUAGACUCUUCUCCAGAUCUCUCGUCAAAUCAACUAUAUAUGCAAGAAGUCAGCCCAAUAGCCGAAGUGCCAGGCCAUGAAACUCGUGAGCCGGUGGAAAUUCAUUCUCCUGAUCUGAAUAAUCAGUCGAAUUUGAUUCAAUUUACAAAUAACCCAACUGAAAUGUAUACAAAAACAUCAGAAGAUCCUUAUGAGGAUUACACAACCGCUGCACGUCGGAUAGACUCUCAAAGAAAUUUUGCAACUUCAUCUGAAAUGGAUGCAAGUUCCUCAAUACAUGAGCUUCCUGGAAGUAACCCAUUGGUUGAAAUGGAUGAUGAAAGGAGUAGGCAUACUUUGUCGCCACGAUUAACUCCAUCUCAGAAAUCACCGCAGUUUUAUCAAGGACACAACUUACUAUCACCAAAUUCCUCAUACCAAAAUAUAUCUCCGGCCAUACCAGAACUAUCACCGAGUCCUAGAGUUUCCUCGACACAAGGAAGGAUAUCGCCAUUCGAAAUUCUCAGAAAUAAGUCGUCUACCCCGCACAAAUCAGAGCCUAUUGACACAAGUCCCUUCCCAUUAACAAAUCUAGAACCACCCAUUUAUCGAUACAACCCAUUGAGAAGAUCAGGCACAGGUUACUCGGACAAUUCAGGAUUCUCAGGGAUUUCGGAAGAAUUAACAGGAACACCCCUUUCAAUGACAAGUCCUACUCUUGGAAGACCUCCCUCGAUGUUCAUGAGAGCUUUCUCGAGAUCUGGUAGGCCAGCUUGGAACAGAGAAUCAGCCCCGAGUGUUCCGUCUAGAGGUUCUUCAAAUGCUACGACGCCGGGUGGGCGGACCGGUAAAAAUCCUAAUAACUCUUGGUUUUUUUAAAUGAGUUUUAUUCUGAACAAUCAGAUUACGUUCUUUGUAUCUAUUUAUUUCUUCAUUUCUAGGUAACUUAUAUAUGAGGGAGAUUUGAAGGGUAUUUUAAUAGGUAGAGACGAGCUCUAGGUUCCUACACCUACGAGAAUGAUUACCGGAACAUUUGGACAAUUCAAUGGGGAGGAAAUAAGAAUCGUACAGAAAAUUACUGUAUUCAUAGUAUAUCCCGCCUU